AUGUGCCGGGGUUUCUUUUCGACCCUGGAUGGCCAGGCCCAGGAUUGGUUCGGAUCCCUCCCGGAGGGCUCCAUCUCUACCUUCGCGGCUCUUACCAAGCAAUUCAUGUCGUAUUUUGCCAGCAAUGUACAAAAGAGGAAGGAGUUUGCAGACCUAUAUCACGUAAAGCAGCGGCCUACAGAUUCACUACCGGAGUUCCUCAACAAAUGGAAGCGCGAAGUAUUGGGGGUCGCCAACUUCGACGACAGAGUAGCCAUAAUAAUCUUCAGGAAUAACUUGCGGUCCGACCCGUUUUACCGGGACCUCAUCCGGUACCCCCCAAGACCUACAACGAGCUGA
This is a messenger RNA of Ipomoea triloba (trilobed morning glory), 339 nucleotides long. RefSeq lists its product as uncharacterized. The record is from RefSeq and is a predicted model, not a curated record. NCBI's taxonomy places the organism in Eukaryota, Viridiplantae, Streptophyta, Magnoliopsida, Solanales, Convolvulaceae. The coding region runs from base 1 to 339 and encodes 112 amino acids. The transcript has a single exon.